This is a messenger RNA of Owenia fusiformis, 1821 nucleotides long. NCBI's taxonomy places the organism in Eukaryota, Metazoa, Annelida, Polychaeta, Sabellida, Oweniidae. The record is from the annotation of a GenBank genome assembly.
CCUUCAUGAAAUAUAUUAAUUUUGAGACAUCCCCCAGUUGAUGACAAAAUAAAACAGAUUGAAAGAGGAGGCAAAACAAACAGAACCAGUUCAUAACGAAGAGAACAAAGCCAGGAGAUGUUCAACAAAAUAUAAUGAAUUGAGGAAUAAUGAAUUGUGAAUGAAGUAUUAAUAGGAACUAUGAUCGCAGGUUAGAUUAUAGUGAAUAUCAGAUUCACCAUCAAUCAUCUUGUAGGGGACAUCACAGAGCCGCGUCACAACUUCUACGUCAAGCCACUGAUCUGCAUGCUUUUAAAGUCUCUCUUGUAAGUUAACUUAUGAGUACUAUUAAAGACAUUUGAUGAUCGUCAUGGAUAUACAUUUAAUAUAUGAUUCCAUUGAUACAAGAAGAUAAUGAGGAAAAUUAGGUUAAUUAUUCAAGAAAUUAAGGAAACAUUUCAAGACAUUGCUGAAAAACUAUAAUAAAAAAGUAUAAAAGAACACUCAACUCUGUGUGUAUAUACAGUACGAAGUUAUGGAUAUAUCAUUCACAUUAGCUUUAAUAAUUGGACUGUAUACAUUUAAUCAAGCAGUAAGUGGGUCUAAUUUGCGAGAAAGAGUCUACAACAAAGUUAAAAACUUUGCCGUAACUGCUGAUCCUUUCAAAACACAUGAAAACAUUAAGAGUGCUUUAGCAUGUGGAAUGAAAUGUACCAGCGACUGCUGUUUCAUGGCAAACUUCAUCCAAACAACGAAAAGAUGUUUACUGUUUCGAAAUCUUCUCCACGACAAUACAGGAUAUGUGAAUCCCGAUAUAACAAAAUGGGAACAAAUAACGCCGAGCCAAGGCUCACAAAUCUUGUACACAAAAAGUAUAUAUAGGGAUUGUCAGGAGAUUUAUAAUACAGGCUGCGAUGUAGAUGCCGUUUAUACCAUACAACCUAACAUGGGUCAACCUCCUUUUAACAUUCAGUGUGACAUGACAUCUGGUGGCUGGGAUAUCAUUCAAAGACGAAUAGAUGGCGCCCAAGAUUUCCACUUUCAAACCUGGGAUGCAUACAAACAGGGAUUUGGAGAUUUGCAAACAGAAUACUGGCUGGGAAAUGAUAAGAUCCACAUUUUGAGUAAUAGUGGGAAUUACAUGAUCGAUUUUGAUUUGCGACACCCUAAUGGCAACUGGUUCAGCGAGAGCUAUGACAAUUUUGAAAUCACGGACGAAUCGGACAAAUACCGUUUAACAAUAGGCAAUGCUAUUGGAGGAGACGCAGGGGAUAGUAUCCAUGGACAUGGCGCGAUAUAUGAUCCGGGAAAUAUGCAGUUCUCAACAAUUGACCGAGAUAAUGAUGGAUCAGGAUUGAACUGCGCAGAAGCCUUAAAGGGAGGUGGAUGGUGGUACAGCAGUUGUGGGAGGGUUAAACUCAAUGCUGUUUACAGUUCAGAUGGGGAAUAUGACACAGGGAAUAAAGGCCUCAACUGGCACAACAUCACAAAGGUUCAUCUCUAUGCGGGCCAAUAUGCAUCCAUUAUGGAAACUGUGAUGAAACUGAAACAAGUUCUACCUUAAGGGGUCAUCUCAGUAGUUUUGCAAUUAUUUCUUCGAUAUUUUGAUGUUUGAAUCAGCCUCUUACCAGUUGCCCCAUGAAAGCAAUUUGUUGAAGAGUUAAGUGUGAAACAUGAUAGACAGCACCUAAAGACUCGUACACUGUAGGAAUACAAUCAAAGAAUCCAACUUGCUGCUUCAAGCAGGGCUUAUUUAUACAACAGAUGACUUUGUAUUGCGAUGUCACCAUGACAACAGGCUCCAAUCAUGAAAUAUGCCUAGAUGAAUAUUUAUAGACAUGA